ACGACCUAAACAUAAACAAAGCCAGGCAGGCAGUCAGGCACCAGUACUACAAGGUCACCCGCUCUAAAACAAGCUUACAUGCAGUAGUGAGUUACAUGAUAGUACUCAGACUGCUAGGAUGUGGCGCAGACCUGCACUUCUUGUUCUCUACCUGGCGGUGGUGGUCACUGUUACAUGGAUAGUUGAAUUGGGAUUCUGGUGGGACACAGGCUACACCUCAUACCAGAUUGUGAAUCCUCUGAGAAAUCUAUCAGUCUCUCAAAUUCGAAUGUUGCUGGAGAUGCGAGGGAUUCAGUAUACUGCACUUCUUGAGAAAUCCGAAAUUGUCAAUCUCCUUGAACACUCGGGUUCAGUUCAGUAUGGAGAAAUCUUUGCAAAAGAAGUCACCACUGAAUCACGAACUCCAAUUGAAAUAGUUGGAAAAGAAGACUUCUAUGAACAGAUUUACGAUGAAAAUGAAUCUUUGUGGCUGAUUGAAGUAGUGCCAGGAGAAGGUCAGUAUGCAGGACAUCGUGUGCUGGAUGACCGCUCUUGGCAUGCUCUUGUACCCAAGCUACAAGUUCUCCAGGUCAGCAGUGCUGUUGUUAGCUGUCAGUAUGACCGACGAUUUUGUGCACGACAAGGAUGGAGCCAUCCCCAGCUGGUACUUAUUUUACCCCCAGGCCGACAAGCUAGUAAACUGACUACUAGUAGAAAUCUAGGUAGAUUACCUGGCCGUGAACAAAUUGUUUUCACUUCCACCACCCACCUCUCUGUCAUGUCUGUUCUCAUGUGGCUGUUUGGACAGAUAUUGUCACGUAUUGAGGUGGUUCAGGAUGCAAAACAACUUGAAGAAAUUUGGCUCAAUGUAACACAAGUAGACAAGGAAAAGGUUCCCCGUGUAGUAUACAUAUCAGAGUUACUUAGCCCUCCUCUGCUGAUUGCUACUCUUGGUCUUCGUUUGUCAACGCGAAUCAAGCUUGCGUCUUUUACAGUCAGAAAGGAAGAAAAAGAACAGGUAUCCCACCUACUGAAGAAAUCUGGCUUAAGUGGAGUACCCAGCAUAGCUGUUGUGACAUCCGUGGGGACCACAUCUUAUGGAGGAAGAAAGGGGGAACCCCUAACUCGCCCAGCAUUAAAUUCCUACAUAUGUACAUUACAGCCGCAUAUGAACGAUGCAUUUCUUGUUUCUCUUAUAAUGGCAAACUUGUUAGCAGUGUCAGACUUUUUUUACUUUCUAGAUGUCAGAAUCAGAGCGUGGAAACAUGUAGUACUCACAUUUGUGCGAAUUCUUGUAUAUAAUGUGACUGUAUUUCUGCUUUGGCUUGCUGUCACUGCAUUGCUGCGAUUUUCCAUGGUUGAUAGUGUAUUGCAGUCUGGAUCAUGGUUGAUUACUUCUUUGAAUUCCACAUGGUUUUUUUGUCAAAUGAGGUAUCACUGGUUAAUGAUUGAAAGUCAUCCAAUCAUUGUUUGGAUGUCAAUUAUCCUAUUUAGUUUUAUUACAUUGACUUGGCAUCUUUUGUUGAAGAGAGGGGAUACAGAGCAGGAGGAAGUUGAUACCAGUUGGUGGACAGUGUUUCCUAUGGAUUCAUAUUUAGUUAAUGUCCUCUUCCGUCCCAUGGCUUCCUUAUCCCAUCCAAGACCAUCUCAGGAUUUAGGCUUAGAAGAAGGCAUGGAGCGUCUAAUUGAACGUUUAGCAACUCCAGAUUUAUGGUUGCACCCAGUAAUACCAACUGAUUACAUGAAAGAUCUACCUAUGUGGAGGUUUGAUGGUUGGGGAAAUGAGGAGGACUUAAAAUCUGAGAGUGAAACAGAUGUAGAUAGUGUAAGUGAAAAUGAAAAUGAUACGUUAUUAGACACACAUGUAUGUUGUCAAGACUAUGGUUGUAGAUUAUGUGGACUGUGGACUACAGUGAAGGAUAUAUAUGUUUGUCAUAGAUGUGCAAUUUUAAAACGAAAAUUAGAGAGGCAGUACUUGAGAUACCGUAAAACUGACGAUAAAAGUCACCAAAAUGUGACAUAUGAAAAGCUUUUGAAAGUUUGUGAAAAUUGCUGCAAGACAAGAAAACAGCAAAAUUCUGAUCUCACUGUCAAAGAAGCAAACAAAAUUAGAAGUCCAUCAAGAUGGUUGCUAUCUCCACAGAGGCUAACUGAACUAAAAUGGACAGCACCGUCACAUGCAAUAGAAAGUCGCAUUUGUGCUAUCUGCCUUGGGCGUUAUCGAUGGUCUGCAGUCCUUUGUGGUCUUCCUUGUGGACACAACUAUCAUCAUUCAUGUAUCACAGAAUGGCUUUUGAAGGAUAAUCACCACUGCCCAACCUGCCGAUGGCCUUCAUAUAAGAACAAGCGGAUCACCAUGCCUACCCAUGAACAUGAAGAAUAGAGGUCAGGUGCUACAAUCAUGUUAUAUAAUUGGAAGCUUUAAUGGAGUAAUACACAAAAUGCUUAUGGAUGUUCCAAAUAGAGAGGCUUUAGAACUUUAAAGUAUGCACUUUCCAGUUGUCAUAUUUGAUCAUAUUUCAUCUCCUAAGAGUUGCAGAAUUUUGCACCCUUUCUAACAAAUAAUCAAUUAGAUUAUUAUCUUUUUUUUUUGUGGACCAUCUUCUCUCCAGUAUGAAUGAUAAGUAUGAAAAUAUAUAUUUUUUAAAUAUCUUUAGAAACUUUAGCAUAAAGAAUAUGGAUAAUUUGAUAUAAAUACUUAGUGGUUGUGCCAUAUUAUCUUUGGAAAAUGCAUAAAGUGGGAUGUACCAAUGUAUACUAUGAAAGCUUUCCAUGUUUUCUGAUUUAUCAUGCCUUGACAUUGAACACUUUGAAUCAUGUUAAUUUCUAAUGUCUCAUUAAAAUGUUAUUUGUAUAUCUUAUGUACUAUUUUUGAAAUAUAAAGAAAGUUCUUAUUACCAAACUGUAGUAAAAGAAAAGAAAACAAAUUGUAAUUAUAGCUGCCUACAAAAUUAAUAUAAGCUGUUUAUACAUUAAAAUACUGUUAAAGGCUGGUAAGAUA
This is a messenger RNA of Homarus americanus (American lobster), 2980 nucleotides long. Its product is annotated as E3 ubiquitin-protein ligase RNF103-like. Bases 119 to 2362 code for a protein of 747 amino acids. The transcript has 8 exons. Gene Ontology annotation, biological process: protein ubiquitination. Gene Ontology annotation, cellular component: endoplasmic reticulum. The record is from RefSeq and is a predicted model, not a curated record. Gene Ontology annotation, molecular function: ubiquitin-protein transferase activity. Lineage: Eukaryota; Metazoa; Arthropoda; Malacostraca; Decapoda; Nephropidae.